CGGGGAGUGAUAAACAGGGUGAUUGAAUAAGACGACCACCACCAACACAACCUGCCAGACUGUUGCACCACCUCUCGCCCAUCCCUCCCCUGCCCCCAGCUGGCCCAUGUCGUGGUGACUGACUGGCUGACUGACUGAUAGGAGUGUGCAUUGGUUGCAAUGAGAACAAGUUAGCAUCUGACAGCACAAUCCUUAGGAGAGAGAAAGAGAAGGAGAGGUGAAGAGACAACAGGCAGAGUGCUCACAAGCCAGACUGCCUCAACCACCACCACCACCACCAGCGUCCCCGUGAGGUGCUGACAAGUGUCCCUGCAGCACCGACAGGAUGGGAGUGCCAAAGUUUUACCGAUGGAUCAGCGAGCGCUACCCGUGCCUGAGCGAGGUGGUGAAGGAGUACCAGAUCCCAGAGUUUGACAAUCUGUACUUGGACAUGAACGGCAUCAUCCACAUCUGCUCCCACCCCAACGACAAUGAUCCACACUUCAGGAUAACAGAGGAGAAGAUGUUCAAGGACAUCUUCCACUACAUUGAGGUGUUGUUCCGCCUGGUGCAACCCCGCAAGGUGUUCUUCAUGGCGGUGGACGGCGUGGCACCCAGAGCAAAGAUGAACCAGCAGAGGAGUCGCAGGUUCCGGUCAGCCAAGGCUGCUGUGGAUGCGGAGAAGAAGGCGAAGGAGCGCGGGGAGAAGCUACCCACAGAGGAAAGGUUUGACUCCAACUGCAUCACUCCUGGCACGGAGUUCAUGGAGCGUCUGGACAGUCAGCUGAGGUACUUUGUCACUAGCAAGAUCUCCCAGGACAAGAUGUGGCAGGAUUGCAAGGUCAUAUACUCAGGUCACCAGACGCCUGGUGAGGGGGAGCACAAGAUCAUGGAGUACAUUCGGUAUGUUAAAAGUGGCCCAGACUAUGACCACAACACCCGCCAUUGUCUGUACGGCCUGGACGCUGACCUCAUCAUCCUCGGCCUCACCACGCACGAGCCACACUUCUCACUGCUCAGGGAAGAGGUGAGGUUUGGGGGCAAGAAGGACAGCAACAGCCGCACACCAACCCCUGAGGAGACCACCUUCCACCUGCUGCACCUGAGCCUCAUGCGGGAGUACAUCAAUUAUGAGUUCCACGAUUUGCGGUGCGCCCUGCCCUUCCCGUACGACCUGGAGAGCAUCAUUGAUGACUGGGUGCUGAUGGGCUUCCUGGUGGGCAACGACUUCAUCCCUCACCUGCCACACCUACACAUCAACAAGGAGGCGUUGCCCAUCCUCUACAGGACCUACAAGGCCACACUGCCUACCUUGGACGGCUACCUCAACGAGGGCGGCAAGCUGCACCUGCCGCGCUUCGAGAAGUUCUUGGUCAAGCUGGCAGAGUUUGAGCUGGAGAAUUUCCACGAGAUUUAUGCUGACCUUAAGUACUUCAAGGGUAAGCGACUGAAGGACGGUGAGGCAUUCAAGGCCAACAAGAGAGCCAUGGACCUCAAGCCCUUCAACUUUGAGGAGGAGGACACCGGCGACACACUCAACGGGGCACUCCUCGGCAGCUUGGAGGAGGACGAUGAUGAUGAGGACGAGGUGGAGGACCUGCGUCGUACUUAUGAACGUUUGGGCUAUGAGCCGGACCCAGCGUUUGUGGACGAUGAGGAUGAGGACGAGGACAGCUCAACAUCAGAGGACGGCGGGGGCGGUGUCGGCGGCACGUUCAAGGAGGAGUUCCGGCUGCACAAGCGGGACUACUACAUGACCAAGAUGAACAUCAAGCACGUGAACUCAGCCGCCCUGCACCACCAGGCCACCAACUACGUGCGGGCCAUCCAGUGGAUCCUCAACUACUACUACAAUGGCAUCUGCUCCUGGUCCUGGUACUACCCCUUCCACUACGCCCCGUACAUCUCAGACGUCAGGGACUUUGCACACAUGGAGAUGGGCUUUGAGCUGGGCCGCCCCUUCCUCCCCUACCAGCAGCUCCUGGCCGUGCUGCCUCCCCUCAGCAAGAACCUCCUCUGCAAGGCCUACUGGAGCCUCCUCACCAGCCCUGACUCUCCCGUCAAGGACUUCUACCCAGACACCUUCCUCACUGACCUCAACGGCAAGCAGCAGGACUGGGAGGCGGUGGUGCUGAUCCCCUUCAUUGACGAGGAGCGGCUGCUGCAGGCCAUGGAGGCGGUCAACUCAAUGCUCAGUGAGGACGAGAGGAAGAGGAACUCACACGGACCCAUGUACAUCUACACCUUCACCGGCCAGAACCUUGGAGACUACCAUGCACCCAAGUACUUCCCGGUGAUCCACAUGAACCACGCACAGGUGGAGAGGGUGUGGAGGGAGACGUGGGAGCUGCCGCCAGACAAGAUCAAGAAGGGUCUGUGUCCAGAGGUCCAGCUGGAUAUAUACUUUGCUGGCUUCCCAACCCUCAAGCACGUCGACCACAAGUUCCACAUGGCCAAGGAGGGAGUGAAGGUAUUCCAGCAGAACAGUCGUGGCGAGAACUUUAUCCUGGACAUCACAGAAAAGGACACGCCGGACCUGAGGGACGUGGCCAACCAGCUGCUCGGGAAAGAGGUGUUUGUGUCUUGGCCACACUUGAUAGAGGCCAAGGUGGAGGCAGUGAGUGAUGCCAGGGACCGCUACCAGCUCGGUGGCAACCAGGAGGUGCAGAGACACCCGGUGGAGCACAACAUGAAGGAGGAGUUCUCUUUGUCACGGAACUCCCUCAUCUCACACCACCACGACCGCUGGGGCAUCAACCUCAACAACACUCCCAUCCUUGUCUAUGCCACACCCAUGACUGGCAGGAGGUACAUCGCAGGGCAGAGUGGCAAGAUGACGCUGGAGAAGGUGUGGUCCAAAGUGGUGCAGCCUUACCCCUUGCAGACCAUUGUGAAGGACAUUGGUGUACACUCCCACGGGUACCAGAUGCACCUCACGCCCCAGGAGUACUUCCCCCCUCGCACCAAGGUCUUCAUGCUGGGCCAGCCACACUACGGAGCCAUGGGGGAGGUCAUUGAGAUUGACCCGAGCCACAAGGGCAGGAUCCGCGUGGCCAUGACAGUGAUGCACGAACCAAACUUUGAUGUGGUGCGGGGCAAGCAGAACCAGCUGGAGGAGCGCUACAUGACAGCCUAUCACGCAGCACAGAGGCUGGGCAUAUCCUCCCACCUGCUGUCGCGCCUCACGGGGACUGUGUUCUUGGCGCCACCCAUGGGGGAUGGGCUGCUGGACGAGACUGAGAUGAGGAACAAGCUGAACAUUGGACUCAACCUGAAGAACAACAAGAAGAAUGAGGAGGUGAGUGGUUACAGCCGGAAGAUCAAGGAGGCAGGGGUGGAGAAGACGACAUGGCUGUACUCGGACAGGUCAGUGGAGGCCAUGAUGGAAUACCACAGCAAGUUCCCAGAGAUCUUUGACCACCUCUCCCUCAACAUUGGCCAGCGUGACAUCUUCCACCAGGAUGAGGUGUUCGGCGAGGCACACAAGGAGAGAGUGGUGGAGCUGGCGGAGUGGCUCAAAACAUCAGACUUUGCCAAGGCAGAGCGGCAGCCGUGUGGGACUCAGGCUCUGGGGGAGGCCGUGGUGGCAUGCGUGUCGGAGGAGGUGGACAAGGCCAACAUUGUGCGGGCCAAGGUGGUCAAGAUGCAAGUCAGACCUCACCUGCUCUUUAAGCCCAACCCCCUCCAGGGCAGCACUCCCCCCGACCACACUGUGACCUUCCACAUGUUUGAUCGUGUUGUCAAUGUGAGGGAGGGCUUCUCUGUUCCUCUUGGAGCUCGGGGGACCAUCAUAGGGAUCCAGCCAGGGGAGAAACAAGCUGACGUCCUCUACGAUAUCCUGUUUGAUGAGGCGUUCCCUGGUGGUCUGACACUGCGCGGCAAAGUGUCGGCGCAGCGGUGUUACUCCCUCCACUGGGCCGCCCUCAUCAACAUCACCCACGGCUCCCGCUCUCCCACUGGCCAGGCGCCCCCCACUCAAGUCUACCAGCCACCUCAGGACAACAGAUGGUCACAGCUGCCCAACUUCAACAGGAAUGACAACAACAGGAACCACAGUCACCAGUCAGCUCCUGUGAGGUGGCAGCAGCAACAGCCACAACCACAGCAACAGCAGCAGCAGCAGCAGAGGUACCAAACUCCACAGCAACGACAACAACAACAACAACAACAACAGCAGCAGCGGUAUCAACCUCCUCUGCAGCAGCAACAGCAACAGCAAAGAUACCAGCACCCACAACAACAGCAGCAACCUCAAAGAUACCAGCACCCUCACCAGCAGCAGCAGCAACAACAGCAGCAGCAGCAGCAGAGGAACAAAGGCAGUGUGGGGCUGUCUGGGUCUCUCAUGGCUGGAUUGAGAGUAGCACCAGAGGGCUCGCCAAGACACACAGACUUGCAGGGCAACACUAACACCCUCAGCCCUGAGCAUGGCGGCCCCCAGCCCCCAGACCCACACCAGCUGCCCAGCCCCGCCAGCCUGCGUAUUGCCCAGCCCCAGGGGAAGGGUGUAGCUAAUGGUGACCUUAACCAAACCAAACCACAGUCACCUUCAAAGACUCAGCAGCGGAAGAUUGUGGAAAUGAAGUCAGCGGAUGAAGUGGAGUGUGUGGUGCACGGAACCUAUUACUCCUAUUGGCCCAAGAUCCUGCAAAAGGGUCUGGUGAAGCCUUCCCCUCACUCCCACAUCCCUUGCUACCCCUUCGUGCCCCUCAACACUGGCGGGCCACGCUCCUACCAGCUGUUUGUCUUCAUCAACACGUGGCAAGCCAUGAGAGACGGCAUCAAGUUCUUCACGUCGGGGGAGCGGCAGGUGCUGUGCUCAGGAGACGCUCAGGGUUGCCUUUUGCCCAAGUACUUCAGCCGGGUGGUGGACACAGAGACGAGGGCAGUGAUAUACCCCAACCCUCAAGGCCAGGGUGUGAGCGGCCCGCCACCAACCAAGACACCACCGGGCCUUGGGAGAGGAGCGCCGAUCUCCGCGGUGCAGAAGUCACACAGUGGCGUGUACAACGACAUCUGGUCACAGGUGCAGCGUCUGGAUGCUGACAUGGUGAACCUCAGACCAUUCCAGGGACAGACCACCCAACUCAGAGCCAGCCCAGGGCGCAUGGAGGUGUCAGUGGACGACAUAUUCCGUGGGGCUGCCAACCACACCCGGCACCCACAGCCUCACCCUAACCUCCCGCAGAACCCACAGUCCCAGGGUGAGCCAAACAUAAUGAGUCUGCUGACUGCCGCACACCAGUCAUAUGCCCUCUCCAACUCCACAGCUGCCACCACUACCCCCACCACAACCACCACCACGCCGCACAAGAACGGAUCUCCAACCAAAUCAGCCUUCGUGCCGACUCAAGUCAUACGAAACCAAACGCCGCGCAAACCAAAGCCAAACGGACAGGAGCGCACACACAGUAACAAAGCCGAGGGUGGCGCCAACGCAAACCCACAACAGCACCACCAGCACCACCAGCAGCAGCAAAGGAAGGACAACCAGAACAGCAGUCACCAGCACCAGCAGAAGCAGACUCAGGGAUCGGAAGGAGCGGCCAGACCCAGGAGACAGGUGCGAAAUAGACUGGCGGUGCGCUUUCCAGGGAAGAAGGACUGAGGGCAUUGUAGGAAUUCAUCACCGUCUUCCUCAGCUACAUAACGCUGGAUUACUUGAUCUUCAUCGUCAUGGUGUCAGUUGAUUCAUCAGGUUCUCAGUUGUUUGGUCUGUAACUUGUGUCUGCCUCCUGACAACUCUCUGUCUGUGUGUGUGUGUGUGUGUGUGUGUGUGUGUGUGAAGGAUGAGGUGUACAAGCAUUCAAUUUUAAUGGUGAAUAGAACUUUAGUCAUUGCCAGAAUUAAUUUAGUCAAUUUAUCCCAGGUCUUGAUAAAUUUAAGUAAGGACAUUUCACUUGUCUUAGUUUAGUCUUUGGGCUCUUACUGUAUCUACUUGUAUUUGUUGUUCAGUAUGUCUUGUUCUCCCUCUCUCCCUCUGUGUUUGCUGCAAGACAAGAGGUGCUACUGGGGCCCUCUAUGAGUUUUAUAGGAGCCUGACUGACUGACUCCCAGCAUGAAGGAAAUGUUUGCAGGCCGGCCUAUGACACUAUUAUUGUACUGUGUGUGUGUGUGUGUGUGUGUGUGUGUGUGUGUGUGUGUGUGUGUGUGUGUGUGUGUGUGUGUGUGUGUGUGUGUGUGUAUGCAUGGGUAUGUGCAUGUAACAAACUAUUCUGCAGUUUAAUAACUCACUAUAACACAUUUUUUAUCAAGUACUACAUAGUGAAUGAAUUGGUAAUAUAUAUAAUGUUUGAGUGAAAUGUACAGUCACCGUAUGUGUGUGUGAGUGCGUUUAGAUUUAUAACUUCCACUCAGUCUGUUGUGUGCCUCAGUACUGCACAUCAAGUAAGUCUAUGUUAACUGAAGCAAGUGGCCAGAAGGGUGACACAGCAAAGAUGGUAUUGGUUUUGUUGGCUGUGCAAUGGUAACUCAGUGUCGUGACUGGCUCUGAGUCAUGUAGAAGUGGAAGCACUAGAGAAGACUGAGAGACUGUGUGGAAUGUGGAUGUAGAGCAGUACCCUGAGAUUAUUUGUUUACAGGGGAGAUUAGUAGCAAGUGUGAGGAUAAAGGAGUGUGUAUGAGUGUGUAGGCUGUAAGAGGGACAGGGAAAAUUGAUAUUAUUAAGCGAAUAUAUAAGUAUGGGAUAUGUGCUUGAGUGCAGGAGAGGUAAAGUACUGAGGUGAUUUGGCCUUUUGAGACCGAGUAGCUCAGAGUGAGAUGACAAGGUGAUUGUAAAGUGUGUGUGUGUGUGUGUGUGUGUGUGUGUGUGUGUGUGUGUGUGUGUGUGUGUGUGUGUGUGUGUUUUAGCAGCAGGUGUGCAAGGGAGUAAUAAAACAUAGAUGAAGUUUGUAUGAGUAUUGGAGUGUGGAACAGUUGAGGCUAUGAAGAAGGUAUAAAUGAGGACGGCAAUGUGUGAAACAGGGAGAGAAAAUAUUGAAGUUACAAAAAGAAUUACAUUUCAGAUUUGGAAGGUGAUCAGAAAUAAGCAAAAGCAAAAGGCAUAUUUUUCAGUAUAGAGUAUAGGCAAUAGCUGAGAUAAAAACAAGAAAAAAGCAACAUGACAAAGAUAGAGAGUGUGUAUAAGACUAAGGACAGACACAAGGUACAGGAUAGUGCAGUGGUGUGUGUCAGUGUGCCUGUCUUGCCGGGCACUGAACUAUCCGUCCAGGAAGAUGUGCAUGUGUGUGUUUGCUCCUGGCUGCGGGUCACAACUCCUGCCUCAAGCUUGGGUGGUGUAGCGGCAUGGUGUUGAGUGUCAUAAUAAUUGCAGGUGUGAAGUGUUGCCAUUGUAUUAAAUGUAUUACUAUUUAUUGAUUUUUUAUUUUGUGGCUAAAGUACUUUUGUUGUGAUUGUAUUACAUAUCGUUGAUAUUUUAAUUUUCAUUCUAAUUUUGUUUUUUCUCUUGAUACAGUCCUGUUGGGAUUGUCUUAUAAGCAUGUAUAUCAAUUUGCAUAUAGUUCUUGCAGAAAUUGUAAUCUGUUCUCAGUUUUCUAUAAUUUUAUCACUUAUGGAGUGGUAGGUGUGUGAUUAAGUCCAUGUCUUGCAGUGCUUGUGGUAGUGGAGUGGGGAAUGCAUGAUGUUUUACCCUUGUCCAUUUUAUGUCUGCAGUGACAUGACAACUGACAGAGUGCCUGGAGACAUGACAGACAGGUACACUUCAGACAGCACAUGUCCUGGUUUGUAGUCACCUCUGUAUUGAUCACUCAAGCUCAGUGAAGGAUGAUAAAAGUCAGUUAGUUUAAGCACAAGUAGCAUUGAAAGCCACACCCAGCGUACGCUCAACUCUUCCUUGCUAGAGGUUCUAUUCAGGAAUAUCCACUGAAAGUAACAAUCCCUCUGAGGAAGUCCUACACUACAUGUGUCCCUUGUGGCUUCCUGCAGCUUCCCUUGUAUUCUUAUGUUGUAGUGCUUUUCCAUAUUGUAUUUACCCUGUCAAAUUAGUACAGUGGUGGUCACAAGCUGAGCAACAUGCACCACUCACUGCCAUUGUGCUUUGUGUUCUGGCUCAUUCCUCUGAUCUGCUGACAGUCUCCUGACAAGACUUGGUGGUUGAUAGAUUUUUAGCAAAUUGUGGGACUUGAGAGUGUGCUUUGCUUUGUCCUCAGUCAUGUAAUCUGCUGACAGUCUCCUGACAAGACUUGUUGGUUGAUAGAUUUCUAGCAGAUUGGAAGAUUUGAGAGUGUCUUAACUUCUCUCAUUUGUUGACAGUCUCCUUACGAAGUGUGAUGUUUGAUAGAUUUUCAGAUCACAGGACUUUCUCUGAUCUGUUGACAGCCUCCUUACAAAGUGUGAUGGUUAAUAGAUUUUCAGCAGA
This is a messenger RNA of Portunus trituberculatus (swimming crab), 8335 nucleotides long. It is a transcript of the gene pcm, whose product is annotated as 5'-3' exoribonuclease 1-like. Gene Ontology annotation, biological process: rRNA catabolic process; nuclear-transcribed mRNA catabolic process. The record is from RefSeq and is a predicted model, not a curated record. The transcript has 22 exons. Gene Ontology annotation, cellular component: nucleus. Lineage: Eukaryota; Metazoa; Arthropoda; Malacostraca; Decapoda; Portunidae. Gene Ontology annotation, molecular function: transferase activity; 5'-3' RNA exonuclease activity; oxidoreductase activity. Bases 326 to 5587 code for a protein of 1753 amino acids.